Molecule: messenger RNA, 1005 nt
Organism: Symbiodinium natans
Lineage: Eukaryota; Dinophyceae; Suessiales; Symbiodiniaceae
Source: the annotation of a GenBank genome assembly
AUGCUUCCUUCGCCAGACUGCCCGCAGCUCGUGUCUAGGACGAACGGCUACCCAGAUAUUGUAUGGGACUUCUUCUUCCUUAUAGUGUUGGCAGUGGUGGCGGUGAUGGUUCCGCUGGAAGUCGCGUUCACGAUCUGGGACGACGAGUUCUGUCACCCUGGCGGGAGAUUUGCCCUGGAUGUGAUUCUGUUCGUGGACAUGGGCAUCCAAUUGCUGAUCGCUUAUCCAGACAAGAAGUGUCCAUCGCGUUACAUCAAAGAUCCGAGGAAGAUCGCGGUGAAGUACCUGAAGACGUGGUUUGUGGUGGACCUCAUCUCCAGCAUGCCAUGCCAUGCCAUCGAGAAUGGAGCCCUUCCAGAAAUCCGCUUGGUUCGCAUGCUGCGCCUCCACAGCAUCUUCCCGAUCCUUGCACGGCGGCAGGUCCGCAUAGGCAUCAGCAACGCGCUGCUGUCUCUCCUGAAGUUCGUCUUCGGUCUUUCUUUGACUUGCCACUGGAUGGCCUGCUGUUGGGCAGCUGUGGCAUAUGAGGUUCCCGACACCUUUACCUGGCUGAAGGCAGUGGAGGCGGCGAAGGGUGGCUUGAAGUCCACUUACAGCUCACGUUCGGGCAUCUAUUGUCUGUCGCUCUACUGGGCCAUCAUGACGCUCACGAGCAUCGGCUAUGGCGACAUCACGCCGCAGACUGAGAAGGAGUAUUGGGUGGCGUCGUUUUGCAUGAUCGCCAUGGCCACUGUCUGGGCGUUUGUGAUCGGCCAGAUGUGUGCUGUGGUGGCGACGCUGCUGCCACAUGAUGUGGCUUUCAAGCGGACCAUGGACGAUCUCAACUGGCUCCUGAAGGACAGCCAGAUGCCUGAGCCACUGCGGUUAAAGCUGCGCCGCUACUUCAUCGAGUCGAGGAGCCUCUGCCGACUCCACGAGCAGAAGGCCAUCAUUGCCCAAAUGUCGCCAAUGCUGCAGGGCCUCCCGCCUUGGAGAGUUAGUGGUCUCCGCACCCCGCAAGCCUAG